This is a messenger RNA of Microthlaspi erraticum, 1155 nucleotides long. Lineage: Eukaryota; Viridiplantae; Streptophyta; Magnoliopsida; Brassicales; Brassicaceae. The record is from the annotation of a GenBank genome assembly.
AUGAUCAAAUCAGUCUCAUCUCUACGCAAAAGUCUGUUUCUACAUAUUCGUACGCUACAAACUUUCUCUAAGUACAACGCACAAGCUGCAUCGGCCUUGCGAGAAGAGCGCAAGAAACCUUCUUAUCAAUAUGGAGAUGAUGAGUAUGCGGAUUUGGACUGGGAUAAUCUCGGAUUUGGCCUUACUCCGGCUGAUUACAUGUACGUCAUGAAAUGCUCAAAAGACGGCGAAUUCACUAGAGGAGAACUUAGUCCCUAUGGGAAUAUUCAGCUAAGUCCUUCUGCUGGAGUCUUAAACUAUGGACAGGCGAUAUAUGAAGGUACAAAAGCAUACAGGAAAGAAGAUGGGAAGCUUGUUUUGUUCCGACCAGAUCACAACGCUAUUAGAAUGAAGACUGGCGCUGAAAGAAUGCUCAUGCCUGCUCCUUCCGUUGAUCAGUUUGUUGAUGCAGUUAAACAAACGGCUUUUGCAAACAAGCGUUGGGUUCCUCCUGCAGGGAAAGGGUCUUUGUACAUUAGGCCUCUGUUGAUGGGAAGUGGUCCAAUUCUUGGUUUAGGUCCUGCUCCUGAAUAUACAUUCAUUGUCUAUGCAUCUCCAGUUGGUAACUACUUCAAGGAAGGUAUCGCUGCUCUUAAUCUCUAUGUUGAGGAAGAGUAUGUCAGGGCAGCUCCUGGUGGAGCUGGAGGCGUCAAGAGCAUCACAAAUUAUGCCCCAGUUCUGAAAGCACUGAGCAGAGCCAAAAGUCGAGGGUUUUCAGACGUUCUGUAUCUUGACUCUGCUAAGAAGAAGUAUCUUGAGGAGGCUUCUUCUUGCAACGUCUUUGUUGUUAAGGGUCGGACAAUCUCAACUCCUUCAACUAAUGGAACAAUUCUUGAGGGGAUUACGCGGAAAAGUGUGAUGGAGAUUGCAAGUGAUCAAGGUUAUCAGGUAGUAGAGAAGGCAGUUCAUGUGGAUGAAGUAAUGGAUGCAGACGAAGUUUUCUGCACCGGAACUGCUGUAGGAGUUGCUCCGGUGGGUACUAUAACAUAUCAGGACAAAAGAGCAGAGUAUAAAACAGGGGAUGAAUCUGUCUGCCAGAGUCUACGGUCUGUCCUUGUCGGUAUUCAGACAGGAUUGAUUGAAGAUAACAAGGGAUGGGUCACAGGUGUCAACUGA